AUGGCUACUUCCGUCUCACCACCACGCUCACUGGAUUCGGCGCCUGAGUUCACUAGCUCACCUCCCUCUUCCUCGCGACCAUCCUUAACCCUCGAUAUCGCCAACAUGCCCGCACUCUCUCAGCCAACACCACCCUCCAACACCCUCCUAAUCACCAAUCUCCACGAUCUACUCGUCUUUCAACCCUCAGCACUGGAAGAAAUCCGCAACCAGAUCACCGCUGUGGCACCUCUAAACUCCUUCUCCCCACUUCCCUCAAUGCGCCGCAUCGUGUGCUCCUUCCAGAAUGAGUCCGACGCCACCGCCGUGCGCAAACUCCUGGACGGCAAGCGCCUGCUAAACCGUGACGUCUACCCCCGAAUCUACUUCGGCGAGCCGACUGCAAUCCUAGAUGGCGGCCGACCAAAACUCCUCGAAGCCCCGCAAGUUUCCAAGAUGUUCUUUAUCUCACCGCCGCCCAGCCCGCCACACGGAUGGGUCGUGCGCAACGAAGACCCGCCCAACAAAGAAGUUCACGCCACGGAUCUGGCUCAUGCGUUGUCCAAACUCAAUACAGACCAGACGCAGCCCGAGGCGUCUGCUGUUGACCCCGCGACACCGGUCUCCAUCUCUUCCGAUAAACGCACGUCCAGCUGGCCGCUUGCAGGCUCCCAGCAGCGUAGCAGGAGCAGCACGAUCAUCUACAAUCCUGAGGACCAUGGCGAUAGUCCCAAUCUUCCAGCUGUUAUGGUUGAGGAUAUGACGCUGGGUAUUGAGGAUGUGGAUAUGGAUACUGAAAUGAGCCCGAUUGAGAUGUCGGUUAACCAAAUGCCGCCCAAGACUUCUCGUCCACCGAUUGAGUUGAUGGAGUAG
Molecule: messenger RNA, 852 nt
Organism: Penicillium coprophilum
Lineage: Eukaryota; Fungi; Ascomycota; Eurotiomycetes; Eurotiales; Aspergillaceae
Gene: cbpA
Product: putative calcineurin binding protein
Exons: 1
Coding region: 1-852 (283 amino acids)
Biological process (GO): calcium-mediated signaling
Cellular component (GO): nucleus; cytoplasm
Molecular function (GO): nucleic acid binding; calcium-dependent protein serine/threonine phosphatase regulator activity
Source: RefSeq, a predicted model, not a curated record